GUCCCAACCUGUGUCGGUGCCAUCAGAGUUUGAUCGAUCUCCCCCCAUUUUUCACUGACUCACUGCCCUUUCCAGCAGAGCUUGCAUCAUAGACUAGCUACAGCAUCCCUCGAUUUUGCCCUCCUGACCAGCACCCGGAGAACUGUCAGCACUAGCCCAGCACACAUCACUCUCACUAUUCCAACGACCCCCACUCACUUGUGCUGAAAACAGCAGUUUAUUAAUUUGUCGGUAUUCCUUCCGUCGGUCAAUCGACUUCCCGGCUUAGCUCCGUUGGAUUACGCGCUUUAAUUAUUAAGCCUUAAACCAUCCGCGUUUGAUCAACAAGCAACCAAGCCUCGAUGGAGGCAAUGGCAGUCAUUCCAACUAAGCUAACCCUGAACACAGGCUUCGGCGCCGCCAAAUCGUCUGUGGCUCUUCGUCAGCGCACCAGACAAGUACGCCUCGUGACAAUUAUCGCUUCGCCGAAAAGCUCGCCAAAAUUCGUCUGUGCCCUUUCAGGCGCCGAGUCGCACGACAACGUCCUCUCCUCCACCACCUUCGCGUUCCAACCGUCUUCCGAAUCCUCCAAGCGACGCGCUCCACCGGGAGCGGUGGCUUCUGAGAAUUUCGUCGAGGUCGGCGGAGGCGGUCCGUUCAGCGGACACGGACCAAGCGGUAAAGGCGGCGGAGGCGGAGGCGGAGGCGGCGGCGAUGGCAACAGCGGCGGAGGCGGCGACAACGAGGGGAACCGAUCCGAUUCUCUCGCGGUGCUGGCUGCUCUUGGAAAGAGCAUCGAGUCUAUUCCUAAGGAGCUCGCUGAUGCAGUCUUGGCUGGUCGAGUCCCCGGCGCGAUCAUGGAGCGGUUUACCGAGAUGGAGAAGUCCGCUAUCCUGGGGCGUCUGGUGCGCGUGUCGGGAUUCCAAGAACGCCUCUUGGCCGACGACCUUUUCUUCCUUAAAGUCUUCUUCGAGUGUGGCGUCGGAAUGUUUACCAAGACCCUUGCUGAGUACGAUCGCCGAAAGGAGAACUUCAUGAAGGAAAUCAACUUCGUGGUCGCCGACAUCGUCAUGGCGCUGUUCGCGGACUUCAUGCUGGUCUACCUGCCUGCGCCCACCAUUGCGCUGCGCGCUCCUGCCAUCAUCAAGGGCAACAGGAUCGCGGCGUUCUUCGCGCGUUGCCCUGACAAUGCCUUCCAGAUGGCGCUGGGCGGAGCUAAGUACAACCUGUUGCAGCGGGCAGGCUGUGUGGUGAGAAAUGGUGGGAAGCUGAUGGCUGUUGGAACCGUGUCAUCUCUGAUUGGUACAGCUGUCACAAAUGCCCUGGUUGCUGCUGGCAACAAGAAGGAGGCGGCUGCAACUGGAAAGGAGGUAGUGAAGGGCCAAGGAGAGCUUCCUCUAGUUGCAACAAGUGUGGCCUAUGGUGCCUACAUGGCUGUUUCCAGUAACUUGAGAUAUCAAAUACUUGCGGGAGUGGUUGAGCAGCGCAUGCUGGAUCCUCUUCUUCGCAACCACAAAAUCGCCCUGUCUGCUGCCUCUUUCUGUAUUCGGACCCUCAACACAUAUCUCGGCUCCCUUCUGUGGGUGGACUAUGCUCGCUGGGUGGGAGUCCAGUCCCAUGAGGCUGAGCCUCAAGCAGCCUAACUUUCUGGCGCUACACUAUGCACCAACGUUGCUUGUAGAGUAGAGGUACUAAGAUUUUGUAGCAUGAGGGGUUCUGAUUUCGCUGGUUUCAGAGUAUAGAUGCUCGCCUGGUUUUUUUGUCGUGGCUGUGUGUUUCGCGUUGCCACGCUUCGAUCCCUGGUUCAAUGCGUGUAUGUGUGUUUGUGUGCAAGCUUCCAUAUGAAAGAAUA
Closterium sp. NIES-67 is the source of this 1831-nucleotide messenger RNA. NCBI's taxonomy places the organism in Eukaryota, Viridiplantae, Streptophyta, Zygnematophyceae, Desmidiales, Closteriaceae. The record is from the annotation of a GenBank genome assembly.